Messenger RNA from Physcomitrium patens, 2688 nucleotides. Lineage: Eukaryota; Viridiplantae; Streptophyta; Bryopsida; Funariales; Funariaceae. The record is from RefSeq and is a predicted model, not a curated record.
AUUUGCAUCAUUAUGGUGCAGUUGCCAGAAGUUUGUACAGUUGGAGACAUGAGCCAUUAACUCUGACGGGUGCGCUUUUCUUUUGGUCUGAGAAAGAUAUAUUGCUCCUGCUACCGUUUAUGCGAGCGGGCAAGCGUUGGAAGAUAAUGAUGUGGCGAACGCAAAUGCUGCACUCAACUGGAAUUUCACAGUCGACAACAACUUCACUUACUUGGUGCGUUUGCACUUCUGCGAGCUUCAGUACCAGCGGCUCUAUGAGCGGGUUUUCAUUAUUGAGAUAAACCGUGUAGCCAUUUACCAAUUUUUCGACAUCAUAGAAGAAGCCGGAGCUGCCUACACUCCCUUGUACAGAGACUUCAUGGUGCCCAUGAUCAAUACCUAUCCGAAAAUAAAUGUUAGGAUCGCCCCUGACCGUAGUAAUCCAAAUGCCAAGAAUGUUCUGUUGAAUGGUCUGGAGAUUUUCAAGGUUAACAACGCGAACUCCAGUCUUGCAGGUCCCAACCGUAUUAUAGAGCCAAACACUACCUCUGGUGGUACACAAACUACAAAUUCAAGCUCGAGCUCCAACUUAGGUGCCAUCAUCGGUGCGUCCAUCGGAGGCGUAGCCGCCGUUCUUGCGGCGGCUGCGUUGGUCAUCUUUUGUUGCUACAAGAAGAAGACCAAGUCUGACAAGCCUGGCGCACCAAGUCAUUGGCUCCCGCUGCCUCUGCACGGCAGCAGUACUGACCACAGCAAAGUGUCGACUAGUUCGGCGAAGAGUGGGAAGAGUGGUGCAGGAAGUUAUGUUUCUUCAGUUCCAUCCAACCUGGGCAGGUACUUCAGCUUCGCGGAGCUCCAAGAAGCCACGAACAACUUCGACGAGUCUUUGGUUUUGGGAGUGGGUGGAUUCGGCAAGGUGUACAAGGGUGAGACUGAUGAUGGGUCGAAAGUGGCGGUGAAGCGGGGAAACCCCAGGUCAGAGCAGGGUCUAAACGAGUUCCAAACCGAGAUAGAGCUUCUGUCGAAACUCCGACAUCGGCACCUGGUGUCACUGAUAGGGUACUGCGAGGAACACGGUGAGAUGAUUCUUGUAUAUGAUUACAUGGCCAACGGUCCGCUCAGGGGUCACCUGUAUGGAACAGACGAGGCUCCUCUGUCGUGGAAGCAGAGGCUGGAGAUUUGUAUCGGUGCAGCACGAGGAUUGCAUUACCUACACACCGGCGCGGCGCAAGGGAUCAUUCACAGGGAUGUGAAAACCACGAACAUCCUUCUGGACGAGAACUUCGUUGCCAAGGUGGCUGACUUCGGGUUGUCGAAAAUCGGGCCCGCGAAUGAAGUCACGCACGUGAGCACAGCCGUGAAGGGCAGCUUCGGGUACCUGGAUCCCGAGUAUUUCCGCAGACAGCAGCUGACGGAGAAGUCAGACGUGUACUCCUUCGGUGUCGUUCUCAUGGAGGUGCUGAGUGCACGACCGGCAAUCAAUCCGGCCCUUCCUCGAGAGGAGGUGAACUUGGCAGACUGGGCAAUCAAGUACUACAAAGCUGGCAUGCUGGAUCAGAUCGUGGAUGAGAAGCUGCGGGAUACAAUCAACCCCGACUCGUUGAAAACAUUCGGCGACACCGUCGAGAAAUGUCUGCAGGAGCAAGGUAUCGAUCGACCUUCCAUGGGUGACGUCCUGUGGAAUUUGGAGUACGCCUUGCAACUACAUGAAGCAUCUGUGAAGGGCGCCAUGUCCAGCCUUGAUCAAGAAAACUUCAGCACCGACUCUGAUAACAGCCACAUGAUCUCCGUGCCGCUGGUUGUGCCCAACCUUUUCGAUGACUCGUUGACGAUGCACAUAGAACGAAGAAUGCUGGAGGAGACCUCCUCUGAAGACCAAUCGGCGAGCGCCACAUUCUCUCAGUUAAUCGACCCUCAAGGUAGGUAAAGCACAGACGAUAGGUAGUUGAUAAACCACAAGAUGAAGGAGGCGGCGAGUAUCCAGGAAGGGAUCGUCUCACUGCUAUAGAUCGAACAAAUGUAGUUGUAGUUGAUGUGGUUUUUCACAUAAAAAAAUAAUAUUUAUGUUUCGCUUCAUUUGGCUAACUUCGAGUUUGAUUGGCAUUGCGCGAGGUCAUCUGGAGUUUGGGUAGUUCUGGGUUUAUCAACAAAAGUCUGUUGGCUUUGUUUGUGUUGUGGACACGUUGUAAUCCGCUUCGUUUGUAAUAUGUGUGUGAGGUGUACAUUACGAAGUUUGUCACGAAAGUUAAGGUGGUUUCACUGAUUCGAUUCAACGUAGGCGAAGUAGUCAAGAAUCUGUUGGCACAGCAGGGUCCAAUGACUGAGCGCUGGACGGUUGUCAAUCUCGUGCACCAUCUUGUGAAGUAAAAUACAGGUGUGUGAUAUUUUCCGGAUUGCGCGGGGGCUUGGAAAUGACUGUAGCAGGUUGUGUUUAUUGUUGGCUUUGGGAGCUGCUCGUCGGCCGAAGACAGAAUACGGGGCAUUUUGAUCGCUCCAAAAGGAAGCAUCGAAGGGAAGGGCAUUGCUGCAACGACGUAAGUCUCUGGAUUAUCAGAUUCCACAAACACACCUGAUGAAGUCACAGACGACGCUGGCAUUCUUGUUGGACAUGGAUUCUGUAUCCUGUUUCAGUCGCUCCUUCCUUUACAGGAGUACAAUAUACACACUCAUUAUUACUCAAUUAAUAACAAGUAUCAAACAAUUCUCUAA